Messenger RNA from Gryllus bimaculatus (two-spotted cricket), 4668 nucleotides. The record is from the annotation of a GenBank genome assembly. NCBI's taxonomy places the organism in Eukaryota, Metazoa, Arthropoda, Insecta, Orthoptera, Gryllidae.
GGCGGCGGCGGCCGUGGCGGCGCCGGCGGCAGCUGCUGCUGCGUCGGCCUGUCAGUGAAGAAGACGCAGCGCCGGUGGCGGCGGCGGCAGCGGAAACGGCGUGCGUGGCACAGAUCGAAGUCAUCAUGCGAAUAGAAAAGGAACAGCAUUCAACCUCGGAGGCGCUGACGUCGGCUGAGAAAACGGAGUUGGACAUCUUGGAGAAGAAACAUUACGGGAGCAUUACUAAUGGCUUCAACGGAUUUACUGGUGUGAAUGGCAUCAAAGACUUCAGCAACAACAACGAUGUCAACGAUUUCGAGGAAGUUAAUAUCAAAGAAGUCGACAAGAACUCUGCCCCCGAUCCUGCACCUGGGAAGGAUGAUGAGAAAGUCAUUUCCGUUCCAUACUUUUCAUUGUUCCGUUAUGCGACGGGAUGCGAAAGGGCUCUGGUGGCUUUGGGGCUGUUGCUUGGUGUUUUAACCGGUCUGGGUCAGCCUGUCAUCAUCAUUCUGUACGGAGAGUUUACCACGUUGUUAGUGGACCGCAACAUGGACAACAUCACUUCCACUCCAACCUCUCUGCUAUGGAUCUUCGGCGGAGGUCGAGUGUUGGUGAACGCCAGCUGGGAGGAGCGACGCGAGGCCCUGCUGGAGGACUCGGCGGCAUUCGGGCUGGGCGGCGUCUGCUUGGCCGCAGUGCAGUUCACCAUCGCCGUUUGCUGCGUCACCUGCCUCAACUACUCGGCUCACCGACAGGUGGGGCGAGUGCGCAGGCUGUUUCUUCGCGCCGUGCUGCGCCAGGAGAUGGCUUGGUUCGACACGCGGGAUCCCUCCUCCUUCGCCAGUCGUCUCACAGAGUCCUUCUUCCGGAGGACGCCUCGUUUUUUUUUCACGGUUCAUACGUUUGCUGCGUAACGCGUGCGUAACCCGGCAGAGACCUGGACAAGAUGCAGGACGGCAUCGGCGAGAAGCUGGGGAUGUUCAUGUUCCUGGUGGUGUCGUUCGUGUCGUCGGUGAUCAUGUCGCUGCUGUACGGCUGGGAGCUGACGCUGGUGGUGCUGUCGUGCGCGCCCGUCAUCAUCGUGGCGACGGCGCUCGUCUCCAAGGUCCAGAGCAGCCUGGCGGCGCGCGAGCAGGAGGCGUACGGCUCGGCGGGCGCCGCCGUCGAGGAGACGCUCUCCGCCAUUCGCACCGUCGCCGCCUUCGCCGGCCAGGACAAGGAGGCGCAGAGAUACGCCGAGCGGCUGCAGUCGGCCGAGGCGAUGGGCUGCAAGCGAGGGCUGUUCUCCGGCGUGGGCGGCGGCGUCAUGUGGUUCAUCAUCUACAGCAGCUACUCGCUGGCUCUGUGGUACGGCGUGGAGCUGAUCCUGGAGGGCCGCGAGGCCGGCAGCGGCGAGUACACGCCGGCCGUGCUCGUCAUCGUGCUCUUCGGAGUGCUCUCGGGGGCCAUGAACAUGGGCAUGGCGUCGCCGCAUAUCGAGGCCUUCGCGGUGGCGCGCGGGGCGGCGGCGGCGGUGUUCGCGGUGCUGGAGCGCGCGCCGCUCAUGGACCCGCUGGCGGAGGGCGGGCGCCGGCCCGAGCGGCCGCCGCGCGGGGACCUCACGCUGCGCGCCGUGCGCUUCAGCUACCCCGCGCGCCCGCACGCGCCCGUGCUGCGCGGCCUCGACCUGAGCGUGCGCCGCGGCGAGACGGUGGCGCUGGUGGGCGCGUCGGGCUGCGGCAAGUCCACCGUGGUGCAGCUGCUGCAGCGCCUCUACGACCCGCAGGACGGACAGGUGCUGCUGGACGGGGAGGACGUGCGCGAGCUGAACCUGGCGUGGCUGCGCUCGCACGUGGGCGUGGUGGGCCAGGAGCCCGCGCUCUUCGCCGUCAGCAUCGCCGAGAACAUCCGCUACGGCCGCGAGGACGCCACGCGCGCCGACAUCGAGGCGGCCGCCAAGGAGGCCAGCGCGCACGACUUCAUCACGCGCCUGCCGCAGGGCUACGACACGGAGGUGGGCGAGCGCGGCACGCAGCUGUCGGGCGGGCAGAAGCAGCGCAUCGCCAUCGCGCGCGCCCUGGUGCGCAACCCGCGCAUCCUGCUGCUUGACGAGGCCACGUCGGCGCUGGACCUGCAGAGCGAGGCGCUGGUGCAGCGGGCGCUGGAGCGCGCGGCGCGCGGCCGCACCACCGUGGUGGUGGCGCACCGCCUCUCCACCAUCGCCGCCGCCGACCGCAUCGUGUGCCUGGCCGACGGCCGCGUCGUCGAGCAGGGCACGCACAGCGAGCUGCUGGCGCUCAAGGGCCACUACUAUGCGCUGGUGGCCGCCGCCGCGGGCGCCGAAGGCGGCGCACUGGCGGCGCCUGGGGCUGCAGCGGAGAGCGUGCCGCUGGAGCAGGACGGUCGCGCCGACCAGCUGCCGGAGGUGCUGGCUCGCCAGCUGUCCGCACCGCGCCUCAGCGAGGACGACCUCAAGCCGCUCGACGCCGCUCGGCUCAAGCACGAAGGAGAGGAGGCGCCCUACGAGGCGCCGCUCAGCCGCAUCAUGGCCAUGAACAAGCCCGAGUACCCGCACAUCGCCGUGGGCUGCCUGGCGUCCUUCACAGUGGGGGCCUCGCUUCCGUUCUUCGCCGUGCUCUUCGGAGAAGCGCUGUCGCUGGAGUCUCCGGAGGAGGUGCGCGGGUCGGUGGUGGUGUUCGCGUGCCUGUUCAUCGUGGUGGGCGUGAUGGCCGGCGGCGGCACCUUCCUGCAGAUGUACACGCUGGGCGUGGCCGGGUCGCGGCUGACGUCGCGCCUGCGCCGUGAGGCCUUCGCCGCGCUGCUGCGCCAGGAGGUGGCCUUCUUCGACGAGGAGCGCCACGGCGUGGGCGCUACUGGGUCGCGCAUUGGCUCCAUCCUGCAGUCGACGUCGACGCUGGUGAUCGGCGUGCUGCUUUCGUUCUACUACACGUGGAAGCUGACGCUGGUGUCGAUGCUGAGCGUGCCACUGGUGUUCACCGGCGUGUUCCUGGAGGCGCGCCUCAUGCACGGGCAGGGCCUGCAUGAGAAGCAGGCGCUGGAGGGCGCGUCCAAGGUGGCGGUGGAGGUGAUCGCCAACGUGCGCACGGUGGCAGCGCUGGGCGGCGAGCGCGCCUUCCUGCGGCGCUACGGCGACGCGCUGUCCGCGGCCGAGGCGGCCGGCCGCGGCAAGAUGCGCUGGCGCGGCGUCGUCUUCGCCAUGGGCCAGUGCUCGUGGUUCCUCGCCUACAGCCUGGCGCUCUACUACGGCGGCAUCCUCGUCGCCAACGAGGGCCUGCCCUACCAGAACGUCAUUAAAGUGUCUGAAGCGCUCAUCUUUGGCUCGUGGAUGCUGGGCCAAUCGCUGGCGUUCGCCCCCAACUUCUCCUCGGCCAAGCUCUCCGCCGGCCGGCUGUUCUCGCUGCUCGACAGGGUGCCACGCGUCGUUGGUUCCAAGCCCAAGGACGGAGUCAAGAUGGAGUUCUCCGCGAGUGGAGUUCGAGGGCGUGGAAGUUUUCGCCUACCCACGCGGCCUGAGGCGCGCCGUCGCUGCCGGCCUGCGGCUGCAAGGUGCCGGCGGGGCCACGGUGGCGCGCUUGGUGGGCCCAGCGGCUGCGCAACGUCCACGUGCCUGCAGCUCCUGCAGCGCCUCUACGACCCGCUCGCCGGCAGCGUGCUGGUGGACGGGCGCGCGACGACGGCGCUGCCGCUGGAGGCGCUGCGCGCGCAGCUGGGCAUCGUUUCGCAGGAGCCCGUGCUCUUCGACCGCACCAUCGCCGAGAACAUCGCCUACGGGGACAACGCGCGCGCCGUGCCCAUCGACGAGGGGUACGAGACGCGGCUGGGCGCGAAGGGCACGCAGCUGUCGGGCGGGCAGAAGCAGCGCAUCGCCAUCGCGCGCGCCCUGGUGCGCAACCCGCGCAUCCUGCUGCUUGACGAGGCCACGUCGGCGCUGGACAGCCAGAGCGAGAAGGUGGUGCAAAAGGCCUUGGAUGAAGCUCAACAGGGUCGGACGUGUAUUGUGAUCGCCCAUCGCUUAGCAACGGUGCAACAAGCGGACGUCAUUUGCGUGGUCAAUCAUGGGAAGAUUGCGGAAAUGGGAACUCACUCGCAAUUGUUGGCAAGGCGGGGACUGUACUACCAACUGCAUCAGCGCGAUACUGCUCAAGCUUCUUAGAAUGCUGCAGGAAUUUGUUUUCGGUCUGAGAGAAAAAUUGUUUAAUGUGCCUCAGAGUUGUACACACUGUCCUUUUCGUUACUUGUAAAUUGUUAUUUACUCAAGCUGCAAGUGCUGAACAACAUAAAUAUCUGAUAAUUUUGAUUUUAUAAUGAUUAAGUAACUUCGAAAUAAAAAUGUAGUAAAUUAAGUAUUAAAUUAUAUAUUGGCAAUGAUCAAAUUAUUCAUGCAUUGUUGUGAAUGAUUUUUAAUUUGUGAAUUAAUUUUCUCAUAACGAGUAAAUUAAUAUUUUAUGUUCUAAAAUAAUCUAUUCAAUUAUAAACAUGUCAAUUACAUGUUAAUAAGGAAUUCGCUUAUCACUCAUGGGGUGAUCUAGAAUUAAUACAUUCUAUAUUCGUUUUUCUCUUUAAUUUUCUUUGCCAUGAUCAUUCUGAAGCUGUUCCUUCAAAAUGUACUGUACAUUGUAUUGAGAUUGCUUGUAUUCAUGUUGGAUAUGUCCAGUAUUUCGCCUAUUACAUUUAAAAGUUGUGAGA